Molecule: messenger RNA, 1092 nt
Organism: Lates calcarifer (barramundi perch)
Lineage: Eukaryota; Metazoa; Chordata; Actinopteri; Centropomidae
Product: H-2 class I histocompatibility antigen, Q9 alpha chain-like
Exons: 6
Coding region: 1-1092 (363 amino acids)
Biological process (GO): immune response
Cellular component (GO): external side of plasma membrane
Source: RefSeq, a predicted model, not a curated record
AUGAAUCCUGUGACAGCUUUCAUCCUGCUCGGGACGGGACUGAUGACCGGGACGGUGACCGGUGAGAGACACUCCCUCACUUACAUCUACACCGCUCUCUCCAAACCUGUUGGACUCCCUGGCAUCCAUGAGUUCACAGCCAUGGGUAUGCUGGACGGCAGGAUGAUCGACUACUUUGACAGCGACAACCCAAAGAAAGUUCCUAAAGAGAAGUGGAUGAAAGAGAAUCUUCAGCCAGAUUACUGGGAGAAAGGGACACAGUCCCGGCAGAGCAAACAGCAGUGGUUCAAGGUCAACAUCGGGAUCCUGAAGGAACGAAUGAGACAGAACGACUCAGACAUCCAUGUUCUUCAGUGGAUGCACGGCUGUGAGGGCGACGUACAGUCUGAUGGCAACCUGAAGUUCCACCGUGGCAUGGACAUGUACAGCUACGAUGGAAACGACUUCCUGUCCUUCGAUGAUGCUAACUCAGUCUGGGUCGCUCCAACUGACGAGGCAGUCCAGACCAAGAGGAAGUGGGAUGAUGUCCAGGUCCUGAAAGAAUACACCAAAGGCUACCUGGAGAAAGAGUGCAUUGAAUGGCUGAGCAAGUUCAUGAGGUUUGAAAAAGAGCAGCUAAAAGCAGCCUCUAAACCUAAGGUUUACCUGUUUGCGAAGGACUCCAAAGUUAAGACAAACACCAUUCUGACGUGCCUCGCCACAGGCUUCUACCCAAAAGACAUCAUCCUGAAGAUCAAGAGGGGUGACCGAGUUCUAACUAGAGAGGACGGACUGGUGACCUCGGGCGUUCGACCAAAUGGAGACGACACCUACCAGAGAAGAGACAGCGUGGAGAUUUUAAAGACUGACAAGUCUGAAUACACCUGUGAGGUCAUUCAUGAAGCAUCUGGUGUCUGGGAGAAGAAGGACUGGAGUAAGAAACUAGAUUUGCAGCCUCCCGGCCCCGGUGGGCUACCAACAUAUGUUGUGGUUAAGUUAACAGUGGUGAUUGUGGCUGUGAUCAUCGGUGUGGUGGUGCUAGUGAUCUUCAACACAAGAUGCAUAGCUGCUCCGCCUCGGCACACGGAGCGGCAGCCCGUUCAUCUGAGCUGA